GCAGUAGAGACAGACAAAAUUAAAAAGAGGAAAGAACAGCAGGGAGGGGCUUAUUUUCAUACAUUAUGCUAAUUUACAUUACACAUUACAUUAAAGUAAGGUGGUUUUCUUCAUCCAAAUUAUUUCACCCAUUUUAAACCAUAAAACAAUGGGGGUGAAAUCUCAUCUGCGCCAUUUGAUGUAAUCUUUCUGCGUCCCUUUCAGGAAGGAAGGUGCAACCACACAAUGAAGACAGCCUGUUGCUUUCCUCGGUAUGUUCACAGCAGGAAUCAGGCAGCGACUUAACUAGACAUGAAGUUUCCCCUUCUUCCCUCGGGUCUAUUUGCCAAAGACCCCUGCACCUUUUAGAAUUUCCUGAGGUUGGGCUGGUGGAGAGCAGAAACCCGGAGGCUAGAUUCAGGAGACCUGGUUUCCCAUGCCACUUAGUAGCCUGUGACAUUGAGCACAAUACUUAACUUUUCAGCGCUUCGGUUUCAUUACUUGGGAAAUGGGAACAACAUAUCUGUUUCAUAAGAUUGUUGUGAAGACGAAACAGGCCUGUGUGUGAAAAGCCCUUUCUAAACUGUAAAACGCUCCCCAGAUGUUAGUUAUUAUCUCCUUUAAAGGGCACGGAAUCUGUUUCAAUAAUACAGGAGGUUGCAAAAAGGCUCCUUGACACUUUUUGCUCAGAACUUGACCCUGAGUUUAAUCUCGCCGUGAAGUGAAAGGGUUCCUGUGCCCCCCCCGCAGCCCGGGGCAGGGUCACCCUCGCGGCCGGGGCGGUCACUGCCGUAUUCCGUCCUGAGCUGUCGCUCCCCCACGAUCCUCCCACCAGUCCCGGGAGGGCCGCGACGUCCCUUGCAGCUUGGGUGGCGCCAGCUAGAGGGCGCGGGCCGGGGCGGAACCCGGUACCGCGGCUCGGGUGGCGGCGGUGGGGGCGGGGCGAGGGGCGGACCCUCGCGCGGAGGGCGUGGUCUGGGCGUCCGGGGCGUCCGGGGCGGCCGGCGCGCGGAGCCUGCGAACCAGCCAGCUAGCGAGCGACGGGCGCGCGCGGCCCCUGCGCACUCGGCCGCCGCCUGCGCGCGUUGCGGGCGGAGCGGCACCCUCGCGUCCACGGUUCCGCGGCCAAGCCCCGGGAGGACGCGCUCCCCUGCGCCGUCAGCACCCGCGCCCCUUCCCACCGCAACAGGUCAGGGGAGGGCGGAGGUGACGAGGGCGCCCGACCCGGGACUAGAGGACGGAAGGGUCUGGAAGAUGAACAAACUUGCCACUUUCCACUGACUGGAAGCAAUGGCGUUUACGGAAAGAGUCAACAGCAGUGGCAGCAGUUUGUACAAUGACGACAGAAACCUGCUUCGAAUUAGAGAGAAGGAAAGACGCAACCAGGAAGCUCACCAAGAGAAAGAGACAUUUCCUGAAAAGAUUCCCCUGUUUGGAGAGCCCUACAAGACAGCAAAAGGUGAUGAGCUAUCUAGUCGAAUACAGAACAUGCUGGGAAACUAUGAAGAAGUGAAGGAGUUCCUUAGUACUAAGUCCCAUACUCAUUGCUUGGAUGCUUCUGAAACUAGAUUGGGAAAGCCGAAGUAUCCUUUAAUUCCUGAUAAGGGGAGCGGCAUUCCAUCCAACUCCUUCCACACUAGCGUCCACCACCAGUCCAUUCACACUCCUGCGUCUGGACCACUUUCUGUUGGCAGCAUUAGCCACAAUCCAAAGAUGGCGCAGCCAAGAACUGAACCAAUGCCAAGUAUCCAUGCCAAAAGCUACGGCCCACCAGACAGCCAGCACCUGACCCAGGAUCGCCUUGGUCAGGAGGGGUACAGCUCUACUCAUCACAAGAAAGGUGACCGAAGAACUGAUGGAGACCAUUGUGCUUCGGUGGCAGACUCGGCUCCAGAGAGGGAGAUUUCUCCGUUAAUCUCCUCUUUGCCUUCCCCAGUUCCCCCUUUGUCACCUAUACAUUCCAACCAACAAACUCUUCCCCGUACACAAGGAAGCAGCAAGGUUCAUGGCAGCAACAAUAACAGUAAGGGCUACUGCCCAGCCAAAUCUCCCAAGGACAUAGCAGUGAAAGUCCAUGAUAAAGAGAUCCCUCAAGACAGUUUGGUGGCCCCUCCCCAGCCACCUUCUCAGUCAUUUCCACCUCCCUCCCUACCCUCAAAAAGUGUUGCAAUGCAGCAGAAGCCCACGGCUUAUGUCCGGCCCAUGGAUGGUCAAGAUCAGGCUCCUAGUGAAUCUCCUGAACUGAAACCACUGCCGGAGGACUAUCGACAGCAGACCUUUGAGAAAACAGACUUGAAAGUGCCUGCCAAAGUCAAGCUCACCAAACUGAAGAUGCCUUCUCAGUCAGUUGAGCAGACCUACUCCAAUGAAGUCCAUUGUGUAGAAGAGAUUCUAAAGGAAAUGACCCAUUCAUGGCCUCCUCCUUUGACAGCAAUACAUACGCCUAGUACAGCUGAGCCAUCCAAGUUUCCUUUCCCCACAAAGAAAGUGGGGAGGGACAAAAAAGAACUUACAACUAAUGAUCCUGUAAAUAUGUGUCAUUUUGUUGCUCUGAUAAUGUUUCCCUUCCCCACAGAACAAUAUGAUACAUCUUCAAAAACCCAUGCAAAUUCUCAGCAAGGAACAUCGUCCAUGCUCGAAGACGACCUUCAGCUCAGUGACAGUGAGGACAGUGACAGUGAACAAACCCCAGAGAAGCCUCCCUCCUCAUCUGCACCUCCAAGUGUUCCACAGUCCCUUCCAGAACCAGUGGCAUCAGCACAUUCCAGCAGUGCAGAGUCAGAAAGCACCAGUGACUCAGACAGCUCCUCAGAUUCGGAGAGCGAGAGCAGUUCAAGUGACAGCGAAGAAAAUGAGCCCCUAGAAACCCCGGCUCCGGAGCCUGAGCCUCCAGCAACAAACAAAUGGCAGCUGGACAACUGGCUGACCAAAGUCAGCCAACCCGCCGCGCCACCAGAGGGCCCCGGGAGCACAGAGCCCCCUCAGCGGCACCCAGAGAGUAAGGGCAGCAGCGAGGGUGCCGCAAGUCAGGAGCGUUCUGAAUCCAAAGAUCCUCCCCCAAAAAGCUCCAGCAAAGCCCCCCGGGCCCCUUCCGAAGCCCUCCACCCUGGAAAGAGGAGCUGUCAGAAAUCCCCGGCACAGCAGGAGCCCCCGCAGAGGCAAACCGUUGGAACCAAACAACCCAAAAAACCUGUCAAGGCCUCUGCCAGGGCGGAUUCGCGGGCCAGCCUGCAGGUGGAAAGGGAGCCAGGACUUCUUCCCUAUGGCUCCAGAGACCAGACUUCCAAAGACAAGCCCAAGGUGAAGACGAAAGGACGGCCCCGGGCCGCAGCAAGCAGAGAGCCCAAGCCAGCAGUGCCCCCGACCAGUGAGAAGAAGAAGCACAAGAGCUCCCUCCCUGCCCCCUCUAAGGCGCCCUCAGGCCCAGAACCCACGAAGGACAAUGUGGAGGACAGGAGCCCUGAGCAUUUUGCUCUUGUUCCCCUGACUCAGAGCCAGGGCCCGUCUCACAGUGGUGGAGGCAGCAGGACUAGUGGCUGCCGCCAAGCCGUGGUAGUCCAGGAGGACAGCCGCAAAGACAGACUCCCAUUGCCUUUGAGAGACACCAAGCUGCUCUCACCGCUCAGGGACACUCCUCUCCCCCAAAGCUUGAUGGUGAAGAUCACCCUAGACCUGCUCUCUCGGAUACCCCAACCUCCUGGGAAGGGGAGCCGCCAGAGGAAAGCGGAAGAUAAACAGCCACCCACCGGGAAGAAGCAUAGUUCUGAGAAGAGGAGCUCAGAUAGCUCAAGCAAGUUGGCCAAAAAGAGAAAGGGUGAAGCAGAAAGAGACUGUGCUAACAAGAAAAUCAGACUGGAGAAGGAAAUCAAACCACAGUCCUCUUCGUCUUCAUCUUCAUCCUCCCACAAAGAAUCUUCUAAAACAAAGAGCUCCAGGCCCUCCUCAGAGUCCUCAAAGAAGGAAAUGCUUCCCCCACCACCUGUGUCUUCGUCCUCCCAGAAGCCAGCUAAGCCUGCACAUAAGAGGUCAAGGCGGGAGGCAGACACCUGUAGCCAGGACCCUCCCAAAAGUGCCAGCAGUACCAAGAGCAGCCACAAAGACUCUUCCAUUCCCAAGCACAGAAGAGUGGAGGGGAAGGGCUCCAGAAGCUCCUUGGAGCACAAGGGUUCUUCCGGAGAUACUGCAAAUCCUUUUUCAGUGCCUUCUUUGCCAAAUGGUAACUCUAAACCAGGGAAGCCUCAAGUGAAGUUUGACAAACAACAAGCAGAUCUUCACAUGAGGGAGGCAAAAAAGUUGAAGCAGAAAGCAGAAUUAAUGACGGACAAGGUUGGAAAGGCUUUUAAGUACCUGGAAGCCGUCUUGUCCUUGAUUGAGUGUGGAAUUGCCAUGGAGUCUGAAAGCCAGGCAUCCAAGUCGGCUUACUCCGUCUACUCAGAAACUGUAGACCUCAUUAAAUUCAUAAUGUCAUUAAAAUCCUUCUCAGAUGUCACAGCGCCAAUACAAGAGAAAAUAUUUGCUGUUUUAUGCAUGCGUUCCCAGUCCAUUUUGAAUAUGGCGAUGUUUCGUUGUAAAAAAGACAUAGCAAUAAAGUAUUCUCGUACUCUUAAUAAACACUUCGAGAGUUCUUCCAAAGUUGCCCAGGCACCUUCUCCAUGCAUUGCAAGAAGCACAGGCACACCAUCCCCUCUUUCCCCAAUGCCUUCUCCUGCCAGCUCCGUAGGGUCCCAGUCGAGUGCUGGCAGUGUGGGGAGCAGUGGUGGGAUGGCUGCCACCAUCAGCACCCCAGUCACCAUCCAGAAUAUGACAUCUUCCUACGUCACCAUCACGUCCCAUGUCCUUACCGCCUUUGACCUUUGGGAACAGGCCGAAGCCCUCACAAGGAAGAAUAAGGAUUUCUUUGCUCAGCUCAGCACAAAUGUGUGCACCUUGGCCCUCAACAGCAGUUUGGUGGACCUGGUGCGCUACACACGACAGGGUUUUCAGCAGCUGCAAGAAUUAACCAAAACACCUUAAUGGAGCCCCAGGUUGAUUCAAUGCCUUGGGAACUAUUUUUGCACAUUGGAAGCCUCAGAAACAGUCCAGACAUUUGUCUCAUCAGGACACCAAACUCUAAAACAGAAGCACCAUGAGAUGGCCAGGACAUUUGUCCACCUACUCUCAACAACUGUGUGAUCAUUGGUUGGACACUAUGGUUAUGCAGAAGCAGAGAUGAGGAGGCCGGCCCCAGAGAUGAUCUUGCCCUUCCUAACUAAAGGACAGAAGUGCAAUGUAGCUUAAAUGGGUGUAUGAAUGGUCUAGAAACAUUUCUGUUUUUUUUUUUUUUUUUUUUUAAACCAGUAGGAUCCAAGUUGCAAAUGAAAUAAGGAGAAGCAGUUUCAACUCUGAAAGUGAAUUCACAUCAUCUCAGUAGCCACACUAGUCCAUUCCCAGAAGGAAAUUUUUUUUAACAAUGACUUUUGGUGGAGGGUUUUGUGGAUGAUUUCUUUUUUUCUUUCAAGUUUUGGGAGAAGUGUUUGUUCAGUAACUUCGAAUGGCCAUCUGUCAAUCAUAAGUUGUGAAGGACUCCACUGUGCCCCACUUUCUGCCAAUGAACAGUGGCUUGAUAAUACCAAGUAUUGUUGUAAUUUAUAAAAUUGAAGGCAACCCCCGCUCCCGCCGCCCCACAUCCCCCCAUUGCCUAGAGUGCUGCACGUUCACCCCAGCUCUGACUUCUCUGUUUCUGUGCUGAAACUCAGCCCACGUCAGAGCGGCAAGGAGGAGCCACAGCACGUGGGGUGCUGCCUCGUGGUCUGCAUGGGAGGACUUGGCGCUGCCAUUUCCCACCCCUGCUUCAGCAAAAGGGACUCUCUAACAGGGCAGUCACUGUUGACUCUAUCUGAAUAUCCUACCUUGGGGAAGAAGGGAACCAACAUUUAUACCUGACCAGAUGGCUAAAGUGCUUUUAAAGUUUUAAGUAGAGCUGGAAUUUGAGGUGCUGAUCUGUGGUCUACAGUUAUGUGGUACUCAUGUUGUCCAACCAACUCAAGAGUUUCAUCAGUGAACAAGAAAAAUGAAAUCUUCUUAGAGAGGCUAUAUUUUUCUGCUACAAAUUAUUUUAUAUUUAUAGCAAAACUAAACUUUCAGAGUCCUUGACUGUCUAGGGGAAGUUAACUCCGUAAGAGGAUGUAGAGAUUUUGGGGUGGUUAAUUAGACUUUUGAAAAAAUCGUCACCACAUGCCUUCACUCCAGAGUGUUCUCAGCUAGAUUUGAUUUGGUUGAGGAGGAACUGUGGCCCUUCGAAAGUUAUUGCCAUAGUGUAUACAUUAAACCAAGUCCAUUUUGAAUGACCUAAAAUAGUCAGAAAUCCCAUGUGCCCAUAGGCACAGUCUUUUUCGUUGAAACUUUGAAGGAUAUUAUUGGAAACAUUAUUUUGAGUGCAGUAUUUUUAAAAGCCAAUUCUUCUUUAUCCCUUUUAGAGGUAGAAUUUGCACAUGUGUUACAAUUGAGGAGCGUCAUCUCUGUAACUAGCUUUUCUCCACCUUUGCCCCAUUCUGCCCCUCUGCGUGUUUCCUAUCAGGUGUGUUUCCCAUUUUCCUAUUGGUGGAGGAGGGAGAACCAUCUUUAUUUAUAAUGAAAACCUCUAAGAUCCCUAUGAUGAAUGCAGGAACUCUCUUGGUUGUUGGUAAAUAUACAAAGGGAUAUUUGUUUUGAGGGAUGGGAGCAAUGCUUAUCUCACAGUAUGAGUGGUCAGUGUGAGGCUGUUCCUUCAGUUUCUUCUCCAGACUGUUCUUUGGUUAUCACUAAGUCAGGGGUCUGGUGCCUCAUGUUUAGGUGAAAGCCAGAGAAUGACAGCUGUAGCAGUAUCUGAGCAUAAGACCUUGAUGUGUGAUUCCUGAUGACUGGUUUCAUUUAUUCAUGUUCUAAAGCAAAGCCCCGGUCCUUUUUAAACUACUAGUUUAAAAAAACCUGUGUUAAAUGAAUAAUUUCCUGGUAGGUUUUGUGUGUUUGUAUCAUUGUGUGUCUAUCUCUUAUAUGUAAGGGACAAGGCACCAGAAUCAGGCUUUAUUUCGAUGUUGAAGAUGUUAUUUAACAUGUUUCUUUUUUCCUUACUCCCUUAGCCAUCCCCUCCCCUUUUGUCCCAUCAUUCCCUAGGACAAGCCACCUGUCAGUUGUGAAGGGUUGUGUUCUUUAUGGCAGGUUCUGUCUAUGCAGAGUGCGCCAGAGCAUGUGCAUGUUCUGUUGGCAGCCACAGUGCUCCCUUGACUGAAGACAUUUCCAAGUGGAUUUCUCAGCCAGCUCUGAAACAGAUUGCUUUUUCAGUGGCCUUACUCUUUGUGGAUUUUUUUUCCCUGAACUUGAUAUAAAGAUUUUAUUUGUCCCUUGAAAAAGUAACAAAUGUGCAUAGAUCAGUUUGUACUACUUUGGUCAUUGGAUAUUUCUGAUCCUUUUUGCAUUGUACCUAAAAGAGAAUAACUAAUGGUAACCUCUUUAAUAGAGUUAUGUGAAAGGUAGUGGCUGAUGAAUCCUUAAUGUUCAUAGGGUCUUUUUCCUGUUACAAUUAUAUAGAAGUCUAAAGGAUUUUAAAAAUCAUUUGCACUUUUUCACUGCAUGCUUACAAUUCCCAAAGGCAGAAUCUAUACUGAGGUAGAUCAUUUGAAAGGGCUAGAUUAUAAAAUUAAGCCUUUGAAUAUGCGAAGUUCUUAUAACAGUAGUACACACUUCACAGUAAGACAAAUGCAAAGCAUCUUAAGGAGUGAAAACAGAGUGUAAAUCUUGCCUUUGGCACUACAAGGGUGUGUGUGUGUGUGUGUGUGUGUGUGUGUGUGUGUGUGCGCGCGCGCGCAGGUAUGUUUUUGUGUCUUUAGUAGAAAAUGGAAGAACACUUUUUAAAGUGUUGAAUGUUUUGUCCUUUCUGUGAAUUACUGAACUUAAGAGCCCUGCUAAAUAAUGGAAAAACACUUUACUAAAAUUUACCAAAUUAUACUGGGUUUGGAUUGUGAAAACAUUGGCCACCUAGUAGCAGUGGUGAGGAGUGGGAGGGUCCAGCAAGCAUUUAUCAGAAAUAGAAUCACAUUAGGAGGAGAAUUUGUCCAUUAUAAUUUGAUCACAAUAUUGAAUGGGAAAAACAUCUAAUAUUUUGUAACAAAAAGACCUUUAUAUAUCAUUUGGACCAACACAUGUAGCUAUUUCCCCAAGGCAAAUUGGACCACACUUAUUUCCCUUGUCCUGUAUCCUUUAAUAUCAGAUCUCAGGAUAUUUAGAAAGCUAAAGCCCUCUACCCCUUUCUGGCUGAAAAUUUGCCUUAUUUGGUACCUUACAUGUUAAUGUUACUAGCAUCAGGAGCUUACUGUUUUAUUAUUCAUCUUCAAUAAUUUUUAGAAGCAAAAAGAAAAACCACUGUGUCCUCCACAAUGAACAAAACUGUUAUCUCUGAUACACAAAGGGACACACACACUUAAACAGAAGCAGCAGCUGACUGAAUUGUGCCUUUGACUGGAUCUGGUUUUGAAAUACUGCUGUUUGUUUCUUGCCGUGGCUUCAAGGGAUGUUACAUGGCUCCUGCGCCUUUUACUCCUCUGCGUUAGGAAGUUUGAGUUGUAUUUGUGCAUCUUAAGGUAGAUUAAAUAAGGCUUGAGGCUGGCCUUUUUUUUUGUUUUGUUUUAAUGUACUUUAAAAAAAUCUGCUUGUUUCCUACCACAGAUUCUUUAUCUUUCCAAACACUACAAGAAAACUUCUAAAACUUUGCCGCUUCAUCUAUUUACACUCAUUGCCACUGACUAGCAGUAUUUAAAUCUUGCAAGAAUAUUUUGUGCUUCCUUUAGAAACACAAGAGUAUAGAUUUUUCUCACUGAAAAGUGAGAGUUACGCAUUGCAACCAUGGAGGGAUGGCAGGAUUAAUUAUAGCAGUACCUUUUUUUCUCCUCCUGUUCUUGACCUGGUUGCCUCUUUUGUUUUGGGUCCCACUUAGGAUUAAUGGAUGUAAGGUAUUUUGUGUCAUUCUGUUGGAAGAAGGUGUAAUGGCAGAAUAGCCUAGUGUUGGGGGUUUUCCUCCAAACAUUGCAAGUGGUAUUGCCACCAUGUGAACCUCAAAUAUGCAAUCCAGUUGUGUUGGUUUCUCACUGACUUAGAGUGUACAUCUCUUUAUGAAUUGUGAGUGCACUGACCAUGUUCUUUAGUUCUUAUUUAUGGUGAGUUGACAAGUACCAACUAUUGCUUUUUAGGUGGCUAUAAAUUUCUUAUUGUCGGGGAAAAUCACACUAUAUUCUGUUCCAUUGAGUCAGCAGGCAUUGUGCUGGGUAGAGAAGUGCCUAUACUCCUCCACCUAAGAGAGCAGGAGGGAAAUCCUACAGCUCCUUGUGAGCCUGUAUAUUAAUUAUGUCGGCCUGGGGAGGACAAGGGAAUAAGACCACUCAGUGAGGCUGGCCAAGCUGCACUGGUCGGACCAGGCAGUGGCUGGCCUAAGGAAGACAACUUGCUUUGCUUAAAAGUCAAUGUUUAAGCAAUGCUUAACACAGGCAGUAUUAACUUUACCUUUUGUUCAGGCCAUCAACAUGUAUUGUUAAAAUUACUGCAUAUCCCCCCUCAAAUAUCAAGUAUACACUGUUCGUGUUGGGGUGUCUGUGUGUCUAUGUACGCAUGUGUCCCAAAUCUUGUUUUAAUUUUUUUUUUUUUUUUCUGAAUGUGAUCAUGUUUUGGAUGAUACCUGAGCAGGGUUGCCUUUUUUUUAUUUAUUACCAUUAUAUAUUAUAUUAUAUUAUAUAUUUUUUGCUUUCUUAUAACUUUGGAGGAAAGUCAAAUCUUGGUAUUAUUAGAACUGUUUUAAAAAAGUAAAUUGUCCAGUUGAUAAAUGAAAAUCACUGGUCUAUCUUUAAAAUAAUGAGUUUUUCUUUAAUUACUGUGGAAUCAUGUGCCAGCUAUCAUCAACACAAUGAUUUUGUACAUAGGGUAGGGAAACAGUGAUGCUCUCAAUGGGAAGAUGUGCAACACAAAUUAAGGGGAACUCCAUAUAUUUUACCUACUUCAGCAAUGGAACUGCAACUUGGGGCUUUGUGAAUAAAAUUUAGCUGCCUUGUAUAGUCGUUUGAAAGAGAAUAUGUGAUCUGUGAGAAAAUUAUAGUUUUUUUUAGAAGAAAAAUAUGCAAAAGAUCUUUCCAAAGACAAUGUGCCACAGAUCUUUUGUUCUCUGUAAUGAGGAUUUAUUGCUGUUUAAACAAAAAUGUAAUUCAUCUUUAAAUUCUUUCCUUUUCAUAAGAGGAUCAAGCUGUAAAAAAAAAAAAUUAAUAAAAAUUUCAAGAAAUCA
Molecule: messenger RNA, 10258 nt
Organism: Cebus imitator (Panamanian white-faced capuchin)
Lineage: Eukaryota; Metazoa; Chordata; Mammalia; Primates; Cebidae
Gene: AFF1
Product: AF4/FMR2 family member 1
Exons: 20
Coding region: 1270-4992 (1240 amino acids)
Biological process (GO): regulation of gene expression
Cellular component (GO): nucleus; super elongation complex
Source: RefSeq, a predicted model, not a curated record